AUGAACGUGGGCUCCGUUUACGACGUGCACGGCAAGGCCCUGCCCUCGCCCGGCGCGAACAAGCUGCCCCCGCCGCCCCCCGACGACCACUUCUCCCACUACGCGCCCCCGCCGCCCCCUCCAAAAUUGGGCUUCGACCCCGGCCACACCGCCUCAGCCGGCCUCCGUCCAGCCGUCAUCGACACCUCCGCUUCCGUCCACUCGCUUGCGCCAGGCCCCCACAGCGCCCUGCCGCCCACACCCACCAGCCCAGCAGCCUCCGUCGCGUCUGCGGACGCACGCGUCAAGAAGUCCAAUCCCCUCAUCGAUCUCAUAGAGACGGAGAAAGCGUACGUCGAUCAGCUCACUGGUGUCAUCCGGAAAGUGGCCUCAGCAUGGUCUCGCUCGAGCCUGCCCCCUCCAGAGCUCGACACCAUGUUUCGCAGCUUAGAGAGCGUGUACAAGGCCAAUCGCUCGUUGCUCGCCCGCUUGAAAGACAUCGGCACGAACCCAUCCAAUCCCAAGGCCCUGGGUGACCUUCUCAUGCAAUGGAUUGAAGACCUCGAGGCGCCCUAUAGCAACUACUGCGAAAAGUUCUGCGUGGGCUUCGACACCUGGGAGCCCGUGCAGAUCAAUUCACGACUCCCCACGAUGCUGGCCUCCUUCUCCGCUACCAAUCCUCCCCCUCUACCUUCAAACGGGCCUCAACAUCCGGCUGAACCCCCGCUCUGGACACUAGAUGACCUCUUCAUCCUUCCCAAGGGCAGAAUCAAGUACUACAGGAAGCUCUACGGGCGACUGCUCAAGGCCACCCAGCCUGGCCGGAAAGACUACAAGCUGCUCGCUGGCGCUGCAGAGAAGCUCGACAGACUGAUGAGCGUGAUCGAAGGUCGGGCCAGUGUCCGCGUGGGAGAACCGGCUACCGUGGAAGAGACCGAGGACGAAGUCGUCGUCGACUUUCGAAGUCAGAUUGGGGGCUUGUCGUUGCCGCCGACGCCCAUACGUGAUGCAGGCUCGGCGCUGGAAAGCCAAGUCAGCUCUCCGCGCGGCUCGAGCCUUUCUAGCGGCGCACGGUUUUCGGGAGACACUGGGUCGACCUCCAUCGACCGUGGGCCGUUGUCGAUACCCAUCACUGACCUGGAAAGGCGACUCUCGGUCGACAGAUGCUUGGACAUCUUCACCAUGAAUCCCAAGCAAGUGCGGCUCCAAAUGCUCCCGCCGACGCUGUCCUUCAAGCGAGACGUGCGCCUCGCCGCGGACGUCUUCAUCCGCUUCACGCCCAAAUCGACGGGCGUGGACGUCACGCAUCCGGCAGGGAGGAUCUUCGUGCUGUCCGACCUCUUUCUCAUCGCUGAACGGAUGACGCCGGAGGACCGAGCGGACAGCCCGGAAGCUGACAUGUGGUUGUUGUACCCGCCGCUGGCGGGCAAGUUCCUGAGAAUUGCGGAGGUCGACGGACAAGACAAUGCGCUGCAGGUGCACAUCAUGCGGAAGGAGAAACUCGUGUUGGAGUUCGACUCGGUUUCUAUGCGCAAUCGGGCGAUCACGGAUUUCCAGGAUUGCAUCGAGUUUGCGGCAGCCAUGGCGUCGUCCGCCAAGCAUCCGGUUCCACCAAUGCCAUCGUUCAAUGGCAUACCCAAGUCCCCGUCAGCACCUCUCCCCUCGGAUCGCAACGGUCCACCUCCGUCGCACUCUGCGCCGGAUCUGGACAAUCCAUCCAUGAACGGCAGCUGGAGUCCGCCGUCUAAACGAUCUUCAUCGCCAAGUGGAGGCCCACUCGUGACUGCGUUUAAUGAGCGAGGACAGCGGAGCUCAGACACGCUUUCGCGUAGUAGCACGAACAGCGGACCGCUCUCCGAGGGCAUGUCGAAGCUGGUGCUGUCCCCGGAGGUACAGAUGCAGCAGGGCGCUCAGCGGGUCCCUGCCCUUCACGACCCGUUGCCUGGUCCCCGCCACCCCAUCCGCACCUCGUCGCAAGCCCAGCACUUCGCCGCUCCGGUGCCGCUGCACAUCGAUCACCAGCAGCAGUCGUUCGCUCCGGGCGAGAUCGUCGCGAGUCCGACGCACGGUCCUGGCCAGGGGAUGUCUGGGCCAGGGUACUUUGGUCUCGGGCAGGUCAUGCCGGGGCCUGGGUAUGGCGCACCUCCCCCGCGAGGUGCGAGCGCGGGCCCGAUGGGCCGCUCGCCCCCUCCGAACCAGGGACCGCCGUUCAACGGCCAGCGGCCGUAUAUGCAGGGCCCGCCGGGUGGCCCCAUGCAGGCUCCAAAUCCUCCCUAUGCGUCGAUCCCCGGCCGAGCUCCCUCUGAUCCCUCGUUCCAAGGUGGCAUUCGCCGGAGUCCGUCGGGUGGUAUGGGUCCACCGAAUCCGCCGUAUGCGUCUCCCCCCGGUCGCGCGCCGUCAGACCCAUCGUUCCAAGGUGGCGUCCGCCGGAGUCCGUCGGGUGGUAUGGGACCACCAAAUCCGCCAUACGCCUCUUCUCCUGGUCGCGCGCCGUCCGAUCCGUCGUUCCAGGGCGGCCUUCGCAAGAGCACGUCAUCUCGGUCUCUCGCUUCCCAGUACGACGGGCGGUUCUCUGCGCUGAGCGCGCCGCCGAUGCCGCCCCAGCCCGGCUAUCUUCCUCGCAACGACUCGUUCUCAUCCAUGCAACCCCCGCAACCGCCGCUGCUUCCGUCCGCGCAGCUCUCGUCGCGCUCGAUCUCGAUGGUGGGCUCCUUCGACGAGCCGAGUCCCCCGGGUUCGCCGAUCGAGGAGACGCGGCCGCCCUCGGGCCCCGUGACGUCGACGAUCUCGGCGCAGAUGAAGUGCAAGGUGUUCCUGAAGCAGCAGCACGCGCAGUGGAAGUCGCUCGGGUCGGCGAAGCUCAAGCUGUACCGCCAGGAGCCGACGAACGUGAAGCAGCUCGUGGUCGAGGCGGACGACAAGCGCGCGUCGGUGAUCAUAUCGACGAUCGUGCUGUCCGACGGCGUGGAGCGCGUCGGGAAGACGGGCGUCGCGAUCGAGCUGAGCGACCAGGGCGCGCGCACGGGGAUCGUGUACAUGAUCCAGCUGCGCAACGAGAAGAGCGCGGGCGGCCUGUUCGACAGUCUGAUCGCGGGCUCCGAUCGGAGGCAGAAGCUGUAG
Heterobasidion irregulare TC 32-1 is the source of this 3099-nucleotide messenger RNA. RefSeq lists its product as uncharacterized. Gene Ontology annotation, molecular function: guanyl-nucleotide exchange factor activity. Bases 1 to 3099 code for a protein of 1032 amino acids. The record is from RefSeq and is a predicted model, not a curated record. Lineage: Eukaryota; Fungi; Basidiomycota; Agaricomycetes; Russulales; Bondarzewiaceae. The transcript is spliced from 9 exons.